Molecule: messenger RNA, 2598 nt
Organism: Drosophila innubila
Lineage: Eukaryota; Metazoa; Arthropoda; Insecta; Diptera; Drosophilidae
Gene: CycB3
Product: G2/mitotic-specific cyclin-B3
Exons: 1
Coding region: 305-2047 (580 amino acids)
Biological process (GO): regulation of cyclin-dependent protein serine/threonine kinase activity; mitotic cell cycle phase transition
Cellular component (GO): centrosome; nucleus; cytoplasm
Molecular function (GO): cyclin-dependent protein serine/threonine kinase regulator activity
Source: RefSeq, a predicted model, not a curated record
UUUUGUAUCUUUGCAAGCGCCGUUAUGAGCAGAGCGGCCAAGCGUCAUAAGUCCAAGUGAAAAGUGAGUUUGUAAAAGGACGCUAAAAAUAAUAUACAUAAAUAUAUAUAUAUAUAUAAAAUAACAAAGCAACAAACAAUAUUUAUGUAGUAUUACUCACAAGCAACUUGAGCAAUUAUUAAAGUAAAAGAAAAACUAACGCGCACGCAGUCGCAGUCGCUGUGUAGGAGGACAAUUACAACUACAACUACAACACACAACCACACAGAUAGCGACAACAACAAUAACACACAAGCAUUUCAAAAUGGCGCCAACCAAAGGUACCACUCGCGCUGCCGCCGCCGCCGCAUCUAACGCUAUAUUGCCCUUGGGCGGUGUGCGGGGGGGCAAGGGACUGACGCGAAGAGUCGCCAGCCAUAAUAACAUAAUUGAUCCAAAUGUGGAGAAUAUGCAAACGCGAGCGAAACGCAAGGCGGACAACAGUCCCAUCAAGAAUGAUAAGAUCAAGCGUUCGGCUUUGGGUAAUUUGACCAACAAUGUAAAGAUCAUGACGCUGCAUCCCAAUGGCGACCAAGAGGAGGCCAAGAAGCCGACGGCACAGCAACUGCAGGCGCUUCUGGAUGCUAAGAAUAUUGACAAUCUAAAUGUAUUAGCCAAAGUUCCCGCGCUUGCACCCGCUCCAGCUUUGGCUCCUGUUCCUGCUCCCGCUGCUGUUGCCACAACCAACAAAAUAAUGACGCGCGCCGCUUUAAAGCUGGACAAAGAGGAUCCGGUGGAGAAAUGUCACCGAGUGUUGGAUCGCAUGGAGGAGGCGCUGGCGUGUCAGAAGCGCCGACUGCCAGUGGCUCAGAAGAAACCAGCUGCUAUGCCAGCUCCAGUUCAACAGAAAUUGGCUGCACCGCCUCCGCCGCCAGCUGGAACUGCCAUAAAGCCGGUGCGUCGCAUAUCGAAUGACUUUAACAAGACUGAGGAGAGCCUAUACAUGUCCGCACUGGAGGAUGUGUCCAGCUGUGAGUCCAUGCGCUUGUCUGGCAACUUUGAGGCAGCUCGACGUCGCUCUGCCAAACUGCAAACAAAGACUGAAUCCCAGCCACAAGUGCAGAGCCAGGAGGCGCUAUUGAAGGCAUCUGCCGCUGCGAACAUGAUGACGGCUGUGAAGCCCGUGCCCAAAGAUGUGGAAGACUUUGAUUGCAAGAACUGGGAUGAUCCGUUCCAGGUGUCCCACUAUGCCAUGGAUAUAUUCAAUUAUUUGAAGUUGCGCGAACCAGAGUUUCCCAUUGACGACUAUAUGCCAAGGCAGAUACAUUUGACCACCUGGAUGCGUACACUGUUGGUCGACUGGAUGGUCGAGGUGCAGGAGACCUUUGAGCUCAAUCACGAGACACUCUAUCUGGCGGUCAAAAUCGUUGAUCUCUAUCUGUGCCGCGAGGUGAUCAACAAGGAGAAGCUGCAACUUCUGGGAGCAGCUGCCUUCUUCAUUGCCUGCAAGUAUGAUGAACGCCAGCCGCCGUUGAUUGAGGACUUUCUGUAUAUCUGCGAUGGCGCCUACAAUCAUGACGAGCUGGUCAAAAUGGAAAUGGAAACGCUGCGCAUCAUCAACUAUGAUCUGGGCAUACCGCUCUCCUAUCGCUUCUUGCGUCGCUAUGCCCGCUGUGCCAAGGUGCAGAUGCCCACAUUGACAUUGGCUCGCUACAUUCUGGAGUUGUCGCUGAUGGAUUAUGCCACAAUUGGAUUCAGCGAUUCGCAGAUGGCAUCGGCAGCUCUCUUUAUGGCACUGCGCAUGCAUGGUGGUGUUGCCAAUCUGGACUUGCAGACCUGGACAUCCACGUUGAUCUACUACACCGGCUACGAGCUGGGACAGUUUGCGGAAUUGGUGCCAGUGCUGAAUGCGGGACUUCAUCGCAAGCCGCGAUCCACCAUCAAGACGAUACGGAACAAGUACUCACAUAAGAUAUUCCAUGAGGUGGCCAAGGUGCCGCUGCUCACCAAUGCGGAGCUGUUCCAAAGCAAUCUCGAUCUAAACGAUAGCAACAGCACUUGCACUUGAUCCAUGAAUUCAUGAUCCAUGAUCAUGUGCUAUUGCAACGCCAAUUAGCCAAAUUGAUGAUGAGCAACAAAUGUUACGCUUCAUUAGACAUUAAGACGCUUCAUUUAAUUAAACCACAUUUGGACACACACACACUCACUUUAAGCAACCAAACAACAUUGUCGUCCACACUAUAAUCUAUAUUCUUAUAUUUGAUUUGAUUUCAAUUCUAAUUUUAUUUUAUACUUUUGAGUUUGCUGAUCAUAUAUGACUUUUACUAUAUAAAAUUUAUGUUUACAUCAUUUCAUUGUUUCCAUUUACGUUUAUUGUUUGCAUUUCCCACCCUCCGCAAAGCCCUCCUCACACAUUUAUAGAUAUAUAUUUAAAUGUAUGCCUAAAUAUUUAUAAUCAGAACAAACAUUAAUAAAUUUUACACAUAUUUUAAGCAAUUGCAACGCCAAACCCUUUGAUGCUGGUGGACACCAAAGCCGACAUGAAUUAUACUAUGUACGACUCAAUUAACCAUAUAUGUUUAAACAAUUCCUCGGUAGUACUAACAACAAAUUGACAAA